Emiliania huxleyi CCMP1516 is the source of this 360-nucleotide messenger RNA. RefSeq lists its product as hypothetical. The record is from RefSeq and is a predicted model, not a curated record. Bases 1 to 360 code for a protein of 119 amino acids. Lineage: Eukaryota; Haptophyta; Isochrysidales; Noelaerhabdaceae. The transcript is spliced from 4 exons.
AUGGCCUUCCGCGCGCACGUGCUCGCCGACUUCGAGGCGGAGGCGGAGGGUGAGCUUUCGGGUGGCUUCGUGACGGAGGUGCGGGCAAUGCGCGGCACUGCCGGCCUCGGCCUCGAUCUCGACAACCAGAACAUCGUGCGGCGCAUCUCGCCCGGGUCGAUGGCGGAGCAGCAAGGCGCGCGCGCUCAUCCGCUCGCCGGAGUGGACGGCCAGACUCUGCGUGGCGGUGUCGCCAAUGGAGGCCAGUCGGUCAUGGCCCCGGGGCAGCCAGCAUACCGCUUCAAGAUCUACCGGCCCCCGUUUGACGAGUCGCGGCAGGCUGCCCUCUCCAAAGACUUCAUGUGGGAGGCGGCGUCUUAA